AUGGAGUUUGAUGAAUAUGAAUACUUAGAGAAAACAGUUGAAAAUCUGGAACCGCCAAAGAUGAAGGAAACUGCUAAUGGUGGGAAUGAUAUGGUGAAAUCUAGGGAAAGGGAUGGUUCACGGAGUUCAAAACAUAGGAGUGAUGAGAAGGAUGAUGGGGAUGAUGACGAAAGAAGACGUUCGAAGCGAUCAAGAUCUGGAGAUGAGUCUAGGGAUCGUGAACGGAGUAAAGAAAGGGGCUUGUCCCGUCAUCGGUCACGUUCUAGAGAUGGAGAGAGAGAUCGGCACAGGAGUAGCAGGGAACAUAGGGAUAGAGACAGAGGUAAGGAUAGAGAUAAAGAGGAGAGAAAUGGGAAAGAAAGGGAUCGUGAUCGAGACAGGAGAGAUCGUGAUGGUGAAAGGGAGAGGGAGAAAGUGAGGGAGAGGGAGAAAGAGAAGGAGAGGGAAAGAGAGCGGUCGCGUCGAAGCAGGAGUAGAUCGGAAAGGCAUAGAAGUGAUCGGGAUGAAAAGGAUAGAGAGAAGAGCCGGGACAGGGAGCUGAGAGAAAAGGAAAGAGAAAAAGAGACGGAGUCAAGGGAACGAGAGAGAGAAAGCAGGAAUGUAAGUGAGUUAUGCUCACUGAUGGCUUUCUUGGAUGUUGAGCGAGCAACUGCUGCACAGCAUUAUUUGUUGCGCAACUUUUUUGUCCAGAUGUCAUAUUAUAAAGAUGUGCAAGAAAAGCUGGAGAUUGGAGACCGUUGCCAUUUGGUGUUUAUAGUUGAACACUAUUGUAUUCUGGGACUCGCAGAUAUGCUAGAGCUUUCAGAUGGUCUUUCUGGCAAUUGGGCCAGGCACAGGAACUCAGGUCCUUUGGUAUUGCCAUUGAUACAACUUGAUGAUGUUGUUCCAUUUAAGAUUAUAAGAUAUAAAGAUAGAAAGGAAGAAGUGACGGAGCCUGAGGCUGAUCCUGAACGAGAUCAGAGGACAGUAUUUGCCUAUCAGAUAUGCUUGAAGGCGGAUGAAAGAGAUGUCUAUGAAUUUUUCUCAAGGGCUGGCAAGGUGCGGGAUGUGCGACUCAUCAUGGAUCGCAAUUCAAGACGUUCAAAAGGAGUUGGGUAUAUUGAGUUCUAUGAUGCAAUGUCAGUGCCUAUGGCUAUAGCACUCUCUGGACAGCCCCUUCUUGGUCAACCAGUGAUGGUGAAACCUUCUGAAGCUGAAAAGAAUCUUGUUCAGUCAACUACAGCUGUGGCAGCAGGUGGGCUUAUAGGCCCCUACUCAGGAGGGGCUAGAAGGUUGUAUGUUGGCAACUUGCACUUCAACAUAACAGAAGAUCAACUUCGUCAGGUGUUUGAACCAUUUGGUGCUGUGGAGUUGGUGCAAUUGCCUCAUGAUGAAAGUGGGCAUUGCAAAGGUUUUGGUUUUGUCCAGUUUGCACGUCUUGAAGAUUCUAGAAAUGCAUUAAACUUGAAUGGACAGGUGGAGAUUGCAGGCAGGCCGAUCAAGGUGUCAGCUGUUACUGAUCAAGCUGGAGCACAAGAUGGUGGGAUAAAUGCUGGUGAUUUUGAUGAUGAUGAAGGUGGUGGCUUGGCUCUGAAUGCACGUUCUCGGGCACUUUUGAUGCAGAAGUUAGAUCGCACUGGCACUGCCUCAAGUCUAACUGGUUCACUAGGCACCCCUACUCUACCACCAGCACCUCUCCUUGGGGCUGCACCUGUAGUGUCUCCUGCUGUUGCUCCUCUUUUAUCAGGUUCUGUUCCAUCUAUUCCUGGACUUCCAGUUCCAGGUCUUCAACUUCCUGCUACUACAAUUCCAACUGUGGAGACAAUUGGAGUCCCAAGUGAUUGCCUACUUUUGAAAAACAUGUUUGAUCCAAAAACAGAGAGUGAACCAGAUUUUGAUUUGGAUAUUAAAGAAGAUGUUCAAGAGGAAUGCUCAAGGUUCGGAACUGUGAAACAUAUUUAUGUGGACAAGAACACUGCUGGUUUUGUUUACAUGCGUUUUGAGAAUAUGCAAGCUGCAGUAAGUGCCCAACGUGCUCUUCAUGGAAGAUGGUUUGCUGGGAAGUUGAUCACUGCAACAUUCAUGGCGCCCCAGACCUACGAGGCUAGAUUAGGAAAACCAUUCUUGCACUAUUGGAAAGGCCAGAAUAUCAUGGAAGCAAUUGAAAAUGUUGUGAUAGUUGGAGCUGGAAUUGCUGGACUUACAACAUCAUUAGGCCUUCACAGGCUUGGAAUUCGAAGUCUAGUGUUGGAAUCAUCAGCAAGUUUAAGGGUCACAGGAUUUGCUUUCUUAACAUGGACUAAUGCUUGGAAGGCAUUGGAUGCUAUUGGCAUAGGUGACUCUCUCCGUCAACAACAUGAAUGGCUUGAUGGAGUAGUGGCUACCUCUACAGUUUCAGGAGAAUCCGGUGCACAACUAUCUGUUAAGGGCAAAGGAGCACACGGAGAUCAUGAAGUUCGCUGUGUGAAGAGGAAAUUGUUGUUGGAAGCCCUUGAAAAAGAACUCCCCGAUGGUACCAUAAGGUACUCCUCCAAGGUGGUUUCAAUUGAGGAACUAGGCUACUUUAAACUUGUGCAUCUUGCUGAUGGCACCACAAUCAAAACUAAGGUGUUGAUUGGGUGUGAUGGAGUGAAUUCACUGGUGGCAAAGUUUCUGGGCUUUAAGAAGCCAGUUUAUGCAGGGCGAUCAGCUAUUAGGGGUUAUGCAGAUUUCAAGGCUGAUCAUGGCUUUGGCUCUAAGGUCCUUCUAUUCUUUGGUAAAGGGGUUCGGUCAGGUUUUGUCCCUUGUGAUGAUGCAACUAUAUAUUGGUUCUUCACUUGGAUACCAUCUGACCAUGCUAAUAAAGAGUUAGAGGAUAAUCCAGCAAAGAUGAAACAAUUUGUCCUGAGCAACCUUGGAAACGUGCCUGAUGGAGUAAGGACUUUCGUGGAAAUCACCGAGCUGGACAGCGUUGUAUCUUCUCCUUUAAGGUACAGGCAUCCAUGGGAGGUACUGUGGGGAAAUAUAAGCAAAGGUAAUGCUUGUGUAGCUGGAGAUGCUUUACAUCCCAUGACCCCAGAAAUUGGCCAAGGUGGGUGUUCUGCUUUAGAGGAUGGAGUUGUUUUAGCUAGAUGCCUGGCUGAAGCCUUGAACAAAAAAUUGAGUGUGGAAACUCAGGACAAAGAGAAGGAAGAGUAUAAGAGGAUUGAAAUGGGAUUGAAAAAGUAUGCAAAAGAGAGGAGAUGGAGGAGUUUUGACCUAAUUAGUACUGCUUAUGUGGUUGGUGCUAUUGAACAAAGUCGGGGGCAAAUAAUGAACUUCCUUAGAGAUGCAAUUAUGGUUAAAUUUCUUGCUGCAUUGCGAUUGAAGAAAGCUGAAUUUGAUUGUGGGAAGCUUGAUAUUUCCUGA
Molecule: messenger RNA, 3366 nt
Organism: Dovyalis caffra
Lineage: Eukaryota; Viridiplantae; Streptophyta; Magnoliopsida; Malpighiales; Salicaceae
Source: the annotation of a GenBank genome assembly